AUGGUUAAUUCUUGUAUUCCGGUUCUUGAUAUGCAAGGAAUAUCAGGGCAGCUUGACAAAGUUGUAAAAGCAUUAUGGAGGUGGGGAUGCUUCAGACUCUUUGAUCAUGGGAUUCCCUCAACUUUGAUGUCUGAUAUGAAGGCAGUAUCGCUUUCCCUUUUCGAUCUUCCUCUUGAAAUCAAGAAAAGGAAUGUUUAUCCUCAACGUUUGAUGGGGUACAUUCCUAGGAACACUAUCAAUUCAUUCUAUGAAGCCCUUGGAGUGUAUGACAUGCUCACACCUGAGGCCGUGGAUCAAUUCUGUGAUAAACUUGAUGCUUCUCCUCAUCAAAGGGAAAUAAUGCACGAGUACUCUGAAGCUAUUGAUGCUCUUGUGCAAGAACUUGGGCGCAAGAUCAUGGAAGGUUCUGGGCGGAGUCAUCCAAAAUUUUUGUAUUGA
Molecule: messenger RNA, 438 nt
Organism: Coffea arabica (coffee)
Lineage: Eukaryota; Viridiplantae; Streptophyta; Magnoliopsida; Gentianales; Rubiaceae
Product: 2-oxoglutarate-dependent dioxygenase DAO-like
Source: RefSeq, a predicted model, not a curated record